Molecule: messenger RNA, 1976 nt
Organism: Dendrobium catenatum
Lineage: Eukaryota; Viridiplantae; Streptophyta; Magnoliopsida; Asparagales; Orchidaceae
Product: calcium-dependent protein kinase 26
Exons: 7
Coding region: 1-1665 (554 amino acids)
Biological process (GO): intracellular signal transduction; protein autophosphorylation; peptidyl-serine phosphorylation
Cellular component (GO): nucleus; cytoplasm
Molecular function (GO): calmodulin binding; calcium ion binding; ATP binding
Source: RefSeq, a predicted model, not a curated record
AUGGGCAAUACAUGCCGUGGUUCUUUCGAGAGCAGGUACUUCCAAGAAUAUGGAGAGGCUACAGAUCGUUUGGGAAGUAAACACAGCUCCUGGUCUCUCGAUCAUUCGGUUUCUUCUUCUUCCGGCGACGAAGACCAAAAGGUCGCUCGCGGCGGGGCGGCGAUGGCUAUGGCUCGGGCCUUGGAUUCGCAGGCGAUAUCGGUGCUCGGUCAUAAGACCGCGAACAUCCACGAUUUGUAUUUUCUAGGUAGGAAAUUGGGUCAAGGGCAGUUCGGUACAACGUAUCUAUGUACGGAGGUCGCGACAGGGUUUGAAUACGCUUGCAAGUCGAUCUCGAAGAGGAAGCUGAUUACGAAGGAGGAUGUCGACGAUGUGCGUCGUGAGAUCCAGAUAAUGCACCAUUUAUCUGGGCAUAAGAAUGUGGUGCAGAUCAAGGGCGCAUAUGAGGACCCCCUGUAUGUGCAUAUUGUUAUGGAUCUGUGUGCAGGAGGGGAACUUUUUGAUCGGAUUAUACAGAGGGGGCAUUAUAGCGAGAGGAAGGCGGCGGAGUUGAUUAAGAUAGUUGUGGGUGUUGUUCAAGCUUGUCAUUCCCUUGGGGUGAUGCAUAGGGAUCUUAAGCCGGAGAACUUUUUGCUUGCGAGUAAGGAUGAUGAUUUGUCUCUGAAGGCCAUUGAUUUUGGGCUUUCGGUGUUCUUCAAGCCAGGCCAGGUCUUCACUGAUGUGGUUGGGAGCCCAUACUAUGUAGCUCCUGAGGUGCUUUGCAAACGCUAUGGACCUGAGGCUGAUGUUUGGACGGCUGGUGUGAUACUCUAUAUAUUAUUGAGUGGUGUACCACCUUUUUGGGCUGAAACACAACAAGGGAUAUUUGAUGCUGUUUUGAAGGGUCACAUUGAUUUUGACGCGGAACCAUGGCCCUCAAUAUCUGAUAGUGCUAAGGACCUAAUCAGAAAAAUGCUCUGCCCUCGUCCUCAAGAUCGCUUGACAGCACAUGAAGUACUAUUUCAUCCUUGGAUUUGCGAUAAUGGAGUUGCUCCGGACCAGGCUCUGGAUCCUGCAGUCCUUUCUAGGCUCAAACAGUUCUCCGCAAUGAACAAAUUGAAGAAGUUGGCACUGCGAGUUAUAGCUGAGAGCCUCUCUGAAGAGGAGAUUGCAGGCCUAAGAGAAAUGUUCCUGGCAAUGGAUGUAGAUAGUAGUGGGGCCAUUACUUUUGAUGAGCUGAAGGCUGGUCUGAGAAGAUAUGGCUCCACAUUAAAUGACACAGAGAUCCGUGAUCUAAUGGAUGCGGCUGACGUUGACAACAGUGGCACUAUUGAUUACGGGGAGUUUAUUGCUGCAACUAUUCAUCUCAAUAAGCUGGAGCGCGAGGAACAUUUGGUGGCGGCAUUUUCAUACUUCGAUAAGGAUGGAAGUGGGUACCUCACAUUUGAUGAGCUUCAACAAGCUUGUAAAGAGCACAACAUGACCGAUGUGCUAAUUGAGGAUAUUAUUAAGGAAGUUGACCAGGAUAACGAUGGCCGGAUCGACUAUGGUGAAUUUGUUGCAAUGAUGCGGAAGGGAAAUGUUGGAAACAUUGGGAUUGGGAGGAGGACAAUGCGGAAUAGCCUGAGAAUGAGCUCAAGAGAGCGACCAAUAUCCCACCUCGAACAAGGCAAGUAUUUUGUAUAGUUCUUCUCUUCUUGUUAUUGUAUCUGGUUUGAAAAAAUGCGAGAAGAAACAACUGAGCUCUUCAACUGAUACGUACGCCAUGAUCAGUACAGAAAUGGAGAGGAGAUUUGAUCCACAAUCAAUACAAGUCAUUUUGCAAAAUUAAACUAACUGUUAUGUAGAAUUAGCACAAACGCCACGUUUUACUGAUAGAAAAACUGUGUCGCCUGAUGCGGUACUCUGUAAUUAUUCACAGAAAAUGAAAGAUGAACAAGGUAUGUUGUUGAUGAAACUUUAAGUAUAUUAUUUAUUUGAUAAGAAGGGAAACUUGA